Molecule: messenger RNA, 3003 nt
Organism: Tachyglossus aculeatus (Australian echidna)
Lineage: Eukaryota; Metazoa; Chordata; Mammalia; Monotremata; Tachyglossidae
Gene: DIS3
Product: DIS3 homolog, exosome endoribonuclease and 3'-5' exoribonuclease
Exons: 21
Coding region: 5-2890 (961 amino acids)
Biological process (GO): rRNA catabolic process
Cellular component (GO): nuclear exosome (RNase complex); cytoplasmic exosome (RNase complex)
Molecular function (GO): endonuclease activity; 3'-5'-RNA exonuclease activity; RNA binding
Source: RefSeq, a predicted model, not a curated record
CGCGAUGCUGCAGCGUCGGACGUUCCUGAAGAAGACGCGCGCGGGCGGGGUGGUGAAGGUGGUGCGCGAGCACUACUUGCGCGACGACAUCGGGUGCGGGGCCCCCGCCUGCGCGCGCUGCCCCGGGCCCCGCGGGGGGGACGGGGACGGGCUGGAGGCCCGGCCAAGGCUCCCCGCCAGCAGCCUCUGCCCGCAGCCGCACUACCUGCUGCCCGACACCAACGUCCUCCUCCACCAGAUAGAUAUUCUUGAGGAUCCCAUCAUCAGAAAUGUGAUCGUGCUGCAAACAGUUCUCCAGGAAGUGAGAAAUCGGAGUCCACCGGUUUAUAAACGAAUCAGAGAUGUGAUUAAUAAUCUUGAAAAGCACUUCUAUACCUUCACUAAUGAACAUCACAGAGAAACAUACGUGGAACAGAAACAGGGGGAAAAUGCUAAUGAUCGAAACGACAGAGCCAUUCGAGUUGCAGCCCGGUGGUACAACGAGCACCUGAAGAAAAUCACGGGGGAUGACAGCCCGCCCCAGGUUGUCUUAAUAACAAAUGACAGAAAAAAUAAAGAAAAGGCUAUUGAAGAGGGUAUACCAACUUACACAUGUGAGGAGUACAUAAAAAGCUUAAUAGCUAACCCUGAGCUUGUAGAUCGUCUUGCUUGUAUAUCUGAUGAAAAGAAUGAAAUAGAAAGUGGAAAAAUACUAUUUUCGGAGCACCUUCCGCUUAGUAAGUUACAGCAGGGCAUAAAAUCUGGCAUUUACCUUCAAGGAACAUUCAGAGCCAGUAGGGAAAAUUAUCUUGAAGCCACAGUAUGGGUUCAUGGAGAUGUUGAAGAGAACAAAGAGAUAAUUAUUCAAGGACUUAAAAAUUUAAAUCGAGCAGUUCAUGAAGAUAUCGUUGCUGUGGAGCUCCUGGCAAAAAAUCAGUGGGUGGCCCCAUCUUCUGUCGUCUUGCUUGAUGAAGGACAAAAUGAAGAUGAUUUGGAGCUGGAAGAGGAAAAAGAAAACGCCCUGAAGACUGCGGUAAAUGAGAAAAUGUUAAGGCCUACUGGUAAAGUGGUGGGAAUAAUAAAAAGGAAUUGGAGACCGUUCUGUGGUAUGCUUUCCAAGUCCCUUAUUAAAGAGGCAAGAAGGCAUCUCUUCACACCUGCCGAUAGAAGGAUCCCUCGAAUUCGAAUAGAAACCAGGCAAGCCUCCACGUUAGAUGGACAGAGAAUUAUUGUUGCUAUCGAUGGUUGGCCCAGAAAUUCUAGAUAUCCUAAUGGUCACUUUGUAAAAAAUUUAGGCACCGUUGGAGAUAAAGAGACAGAGACAGAAGUGCUCCUUCUUGAACAUGACGUCCCCCAUCAGCCUUUCUCCCAGGCUGUCCUCAGCUUCCUGCCAAAGAUGCCCUGGAGUAUUACUGGAAAGGACAUGAAAAACAGAGAAGAUCUGAGGCAUCUGUGUGUUUGUAGCGUGGACCCUCCGGGAUGUACUGAUAUUGAUGAUGCUUUGCAUUGCAGAGAACUGGAAAAUGGAAAUCUAGAGGUCGGUGUACAUAUUGCCGAUGUCAGUCAUUUUAUUCGUCCAGGAAAUGCUUUGGAUCAAGAAUCUGCCAGAAGAGGAACGACUGUGUACCUGUGUGAAAAAAGGAUUGAUAUGGUUCCAGAGUUGCUUAGCUCUAACUUGUGCUCCUUAAGAUCUAAUGUGGACAGGCUAGCAUUUUCCUGCAUUUGGGAAAUGAAUCACAAUGCAGAAAUUCUCAAAACCAGGUUUACCAAAAGUGCUAUUAAUUCAAAGGCAUCUCUUACGUACGCUGAGGCGCAGAUGAGAAUUGAUUCCGGAAGCAUGCGUGAUGAAAUCACCACAAGUCUCCGUGGCCUGAACAAACUAGCCAAAAUUCUGAAAAAACAAAGAAUAGACAAAGGAGCUUUGACGCUUUCCUCCCCCGAAGUCCGCUUUCAUAUGGACAGUGAAACCCACGACCCUAUAGAUCUACAGACAAAGGAACUGAAAGAAACAAAUUCCAUGGUGGAAGAAUUUAUGUUACUCGCCAAUAUCUCUGUUGCAGAAAAAAUUUAUGAAGAGUUUUCUGAGCACGCCCUGCUCCGAAAACAUCCUGCCCCGCCUCCGUCCAAUUAUGAAAUCCUUGUUAAGGCCGCUAAGUCUAAGGAUUUGGACGUUAAGACGGAUUCAGCAAAGGCUCUGGCUGAGUCAUUAGACCGUGCAGAAUAUCCUAGCUUCCCAUAUUUAAACACUCUUCUGCGAAUACUGGCCACCCGCUGCAUGAUGCAAGCUGUCUAUUUCUGUUCCGGAAUGGAUAAUGAUUUUCAUCAUUAUGGCUUAGCCUCCCCGAUAUACACACACUUCACUUCACCCAUCAGAAGAUACGCUGAUAUAAUCGUGCAUCGGCUGCUGGCUGUGGCGAUCGGAGCGGACUCAACGUAUCCAGAGCUCACGGACAAACACAAACUAGCGGAUCUGUGUAAAAAUCUCAAUUUCCGACACAAAAUGGCCCAGUAUGCCCAGCGAGCGUCGGUGGCGUUCCACACGCAGUUGUUCUUCAAAAGUAAAGGAAUAGUGAAUGAAGAAGCCUACAUUUUGUUUGUACGGAAGAAUGCCAUUGUGGUCCUAAUCCCCAAGUAUGGUUUAGAAGGAACCGUGUUCUUUGAGGAGAAAGACAAACCAAAACCGAAGCUCACUUACAAUGAUGAGAUACCUUCCCUUAAAGUAGAAGACACAGCAUUCCAUAUGUUUGAUAAAGUUAAAGUGAAAAUCAUGUUAGAUUCGUCCAACCUUCAGCAUCAGAAAAUACGCAUGGCGUUGGUGGAGCCCCAGAUUCCGGGAAUCAGCAUUCCUACAACGGCUCCCAGCUCCAACAGUGAUGAACCAGAGAAAAAGAAAAGCAAGCUAGAAAAAUAACUCUCUUGGUUAAAAAUGUAACUGGAAACUUUAACCUGUUACUUUUAAGUGCAUCUUAUUAUUUCUUUUUUUACAAUUUGCAUUUAUUAAACCACUGCCCAAGUGUGUCUGAU